This is a messenger RNA of Malaya genurostris, 880 nucleotides long. RefSeq lists its product as uncharacterized. The coding region runs from base 69 to 617 and encodes 182 amino acids. The transcript has 4 exons. Gene Ontology annotation, cellular component: glycosylphosphatidylinositol-N-acetylglucosaminyltransferase (GPI-GnT) complex. Gene Ontology annotation, biological process: GPI anchor biosynthetic process. NCBI's taxonomy places the organism in Eukaryota, Metazoa, Arthropoda, Insecta, Diptera, Culicidae. The record is from RefSeq and is a predicted model, not a curated record.
AACACUCUCAGAAGCUUUUUAAACAACUGCAUCAGUUUUACACAAAGUAAACAGGCCGUACCUUCAUUAUGGGUACCUACUGGACAAAUAGCGGAAAAAAGAUCAACGCCAGAAUAGUGCAAAAAUCUCCCAAUGUUUUAAGCUUAUCUAUCGAAAACACUGAACUACACUUCGAACGAUUGCUACGAUUGAAGGUGGCUGCAGUUGCACUUUUUCUUUAUGCAUUCAUUCUUCUUGCGGCCGGAAACAGCUCGUCAAUCCUUUGGUUUCACGGGGUAUUUGCUCUGUUCUUCGUGACCAUUAUUUAUAGUUAUUCAAGGAUAGUCAAGAACGAGAAUCUAGUCUUAGUGAAAGAUUUUGCUUUACAAUAUUCGACCCAUUUUAUCGGUGGAGGGACCAAGAACGUAUUGAUUCCGAUUAAGCAUAUUCAUGACGUAGUGAUCAACGAAGUAUUCCUUAAUCUUAAAGUUGUCUUCACGAUAUCAGUUCUCACCAAAGGAACUCUAUUUAAAAACAAACCCAUUAUUUCUUUGCUGAAUCAUUUGAAUCCACGUGUGGAAUGUCUCGAGAUGAUUUACAACGAGUUACAUACUAUUUUGGAUAUAGAGAACGAUUAAAAUUCACAUAAACAUAAAAUCGGUUUUUCAUCAGUGUUUCUGUGCGUUUUGCUUGCGAAGCUGCAAGAGCUGAUGAGCGCGACUGUGAAGUUCUCUCAUUUGUGUCGGCGUUUCACGCAGUCGGGCUCCUUCUAGGUCUACUUCACAAUGAUUAUUUAAAAUAUCCAGAUUCUGGCAAGAAAUAAUAAACUUGGCUUCCGCCUGAAACAUGAGAAGCAAAUAAAAUACACUGAAGAGAAGAAAAUGUUUAAAAUCUCACCAAA